Molecule: messenger RNA, 2813 nt
Organism: Linum tenue
Lineage: Eukaryota; Viridiplantae; Streptophyta; Magnoliopsida; Malpighiales; Linaceae
Source: the annotation of a GenBank genome assembly
CCUGACCUCCACUCAAUACCUUAGUCCUUACUCCUUAGAGCUCAUUUUCCAUAGGAAUGAGUGAAGCCCAAUCCAUCGCAUCAUCGUCUUCCUUCUCCUGAACGGUGUGAGAACUGAGAAGAGCAGGCAGAGGAAGGAAACGGAGAAGAAAGCCGCUGAGCUCGAGGUGGAAGAAGAAAAAAUGGCAGGCAGUAAAUUCUCCUACAGAUCCAGAUCCCCAAUCUUCCUAUUCUUCAUCGCCGCCAUCUCUCUUCUCCUUCUGCUCUUCCUUUUCUCAUCCUCCUCAUCUUCUCCUCCUUCCUCCCCUGAACUUCCCACCGCCGUCUCUUCCCGCCGGCCUGAAACCUCCUUCGUCACUUCCCUACACAACUUCCUCUCCCGCCCCAUCCCUCCCGACGCCGGCGAAAACGGUGGCCACGGCGCUCCCGCCGCCUUAGACGACGCCGUCUUCCUCCGCGAGACCGACCGAAUAUACCGUCCCCAGAACCCUAAUUACCCGCUCGAUUUGCCGAUCAGGGUUUACGUGUACAACAUGCCACACAAAUUCACCUACGAAUUGCUUCGAUUGUUUGCCACAACUUAUCGAGACACCAACAACCUCACCUCCAAUGGCAGCCCUGUUCAUCGACUCAUCGAGCAGCACUCGGUCGACUAUUGGCUUUGGGCCGAUUUGAUAUCUCCUCAGUCGGAGCGGCCACUGAGGAACAUUGUGAUCAGAGUUGAUCACCAGGAAGAUGCCGAUCUGUUCUACAUUCCUUUCUUCACGACCAUCAGCUUCUUCUUGCUGGAGAAGCAGGAUUGCAAGUCGCUUUAUAGGGUCUGUCUGCUGCUGUAGGAAGCUCUGAAAUGGAUAACAGAACAGCCUGCUUGGAAGAGGUCUGAAGGGAGGGAUCACAUACUUCCUGUGCAUCAUCCAUGGUCGUUCAAGUCGGUUCGUAGAUACGUGAAGAAGGCUAUUUGGUUGUUACCGGAUAUGGAUUCCACGGGGAACUGGUAUAAGCCAGGACAAGUUUACCUGGAGAAGGACUUGAUCCUGCCUUAUGUCGCCAAUGUUGAUCUAUGUGAUGCAAACUGCCUGUCUGAAACUGAAUCAAAGAGGAAAACCUUGCUGUUUUUCAGGGGACGGCUCAAGAGAAAUGCUGGUGGGAAGAUACGUGCUAAGCUAGUUGCAGAACUAAGUGGAGUUGAAGAUGUGAUAAUACAGGAGGGCACAGCUGGUGAGAGAGGAAAAGAAGCAGCUCAAAAUGGCAUGCGCAAGUCCAUCUUCUGCUUGAAUCCAGCUGGAGACACUCCAUCAUCUGCAAGGCUAUUUGAUGCGAUUGUCAGUGGAUGCAUUCCAGUCAUAGUUAGUGAUGAGUUGGAGCUUCCUUUCGAAGGAAUUCUUGACUACAGAAAGGUAGGCACCCCUCUAUUUGUUGAAAUGGGAAAGCUAUGUUGUGAAGAUGCGUAGAUGAUAAUCAACAGCAUCAAAAUGCUGAGCUGACCUCCAAAGUUGAACAAAAACCUUGUCUGUUUGGUUUAUCUUGUUUACAAGUUCAGUUUCUCACAAGGGUUUUCAUCCAACCUAAAUGGUGGUUGAAUUCACUUUGCUCCUACUUUGUCAAUGCUGAUAGUGAAUACCGAAAUACAAACUGUUAGGCAAGUGAAUGUAUUAUGGCAGUUUGUUUUCGCGUCUCAGAGUGGUAGUUUUGAUCGCUUGCUUUCUUGCUUACUCGUACAUCCAAAGUUUUGCUUGAAUGCAGAUAGCUCUGUUUGUUUCUUCGGGUGAUGCUUUACAAUCAGGUUGGCUACUGAAGUUCUUAAGAGGUGUCAGUCGUGCUGAGAUAAAACAGAUGCAAGCAAACCUUGCCAAGUACUCGAGGCAUUUUGUGUACUCAAGUCCAGCUCAACCAUUGGGUCCUGAAGACUUGGCCUGGAGAAUGAUUGCCGGUAAAGUGGUGAAUAUUAAGCUACACACUCGAAGAUCUCAGCGGGUGGUGAAGGAGUCCAGAAGUAUCUGUACCUGUGAUUGCAGACGGCCGGCUGCCAACGUUACCGUACAAGUCCGAUAACCGGCGGCUGGCCUCCCUGCAUCCGUCCGUUCUGCUAACAGAUUGCUCAUUCAGUGGCAAGUCAGAUCCUUCUACUGCCCAUACAUACUCGGACUUAACUUGCUUCUUUUGAUCUUCGUGUUUAGCUUUUCAUUUGAUCCACUAUUAUUCAGUUCUGUUACUUUACAAAAUAUUUGGUCUUAUCUACCACUACCAGUUCCAAUCUUCUGUGGUUAAUUUAUAAUAGUUCAUCUUACCGGUUUAAUUUUAGGUACGAUUUUUUUAUACAGAUAUUGGAAUAAAUCGGAUCCAAGUUCACUGAUAAAAAGUAGUCAUAGGAUUAUCAAAAAUAAAAAGCAGUCAUAGAAAGGAAGCAAUCUGAUUAGUUAACUGAUUAAUGCUUCUGCAUUUUAUUUAUGUGGUUCAUUCGGUAAUAGGCUAGCUCACUAGCUUGUACUCCCAUGCCUAGUCGGAGUGUUACAUACAUAGCUCGUUUGUGCGAUGAAGCUAUACUUAAUAGCCUUCACCAAUCCCUCCGCCGCCACGGCCGCCGCCGAAACCUCCACCUCCUCCUUUCCCUCCACCAAAGCCACCACCAGCUCCACCUCCGCUACCGCCACCAGCUCCACCUCCAAAGCCGCCGCCGGACCCUCCUCCAGCUCCUCCUCCAAAGCCACCACCACCUCCAAAUCCUCCACCUUUGCCUCCUCCGGCACCUCCACCACCUCCAAAUCCUCCGCCUUUGCCUCCUCCAGCGCCUCCACCUUUGCCGCCUGCGCCUCC